Messenger RNA from Orussus abietinus, 3109 nucleotides. It is a transcript of the gene Usp20-33, whose product is annotated as ubiquitin carboxyl-terminal hydrolase 20. NCBI's taxonomy places the organism in Eukaryota, Metazoa, Arthropoda, Insecta, Hymenoptera, Orussidae. The transcript is spliced from 5 exons. Bases 98 to 2845 code for a protein of 915 amino acids. The record is from RefSeq and is a predicted model, not a curated record. Gene Ontology annotation, biological process: protein deubiquitination. Gene Ontology annotation, molecular function: zinc ion binding; cysteine-type deubiquitinase activity.
AACUCUAGGAAAGCUUGAACUCAUCGGCGCAGGUUAGAAGUCGGAGGAAACAUCAACAUGGUGAUAACCUGAUUAGAGAGACGAUCGCAGCACGUAAAUGCCUCUGGUUGCAAGGAACUGUACGCAUAUAGGAAACCACGGUGAUCUCUCGUUCGUCGAGUCCGUGGUUUCUCAGAAGGAGAAAUUUGGCAAAUGUAGCGUUUGCAACAGCGAAGGUCCAAAUUUGUGGGUAUGUCUUUUCUCCGAAUGUCGCUGGGUCGGCUGUUCCAGGCACCUCGUUCACAACCCUGGCCAGUACGCUGUGUUUUCGACACACUGUGUACAUAUGAAUCUUACUACAAAUCAUAUUUGGUGUCACACGUGCGAAAAGGAAGUUAUUGCCAGGCACAUCCCAUCUCCUCCGGUGUCGCCGACUCAAGUUGACCUGAAAUCUGGUAAUAUGUUUGCUGGAGAUGCAUCGGUCAACAUAGAUUGCAAGAUCGAUAAUUCGGAGGUACAACAGUCCUCAAGCAAUAGAUAUAAUAGAGCAAUUGUAAAUAGAGUUGGAAUGGAGAAAGGUACAACGAUACACGAAAAGGCUGGAGAUUCUCCAGAUAGUACCGAUUCGGAUGAGUGCAAGGAUUUUACGGGAAAACCACGUGGCUUGGUCGGUCUUCAGAAUAUUGGAAAUACCUGUUACAUGAAUGCCGCUCUUCAAGCACUGUCCAAUGUACCUCCAUUAACGCACUUCUUUUUGGAUUGUGGACUUAUGGUCAGCUACAUAGCAAAAGAUCGCAAGCCUGGACUGAGCUUGAACUACCUUAAUUUAAUUAAGGAUAUUUGGAACAGGAAAACCAGAGGAUACGUAGUUCCACAUGGCAUUUUGUAUGGCAUCAGGACCGUUCAUCCAAUGUUCAGAGGUUACCAUCAACAUGACACCCAAGAAUUCUUAAGAUGUUUCAUGGAUCAAUUACACGAGGAGUUAAAGGAGCACAUCGAGGAUGACCGAGAUAUUCUUUUGAGGUUAAAGGGUUUAGGAGAUCAUUCUUCCGACGAGGAUGAAACCGAGAUCGAUGGAAAUGGCUCCAGUCAAUCUGAUGCCGAAUAUGAAACGUGUGACUCAGGAGUAAGCGAGCAAAGCUCUUUAAGCGACGAAGGUGAGAGAGGUACAAAGAGAAAAUAUUCACGGGUGUUGCAGGCAGAAAAGUCAAGGAGUAUGUUCACUAGUAGAAAUAUAAAAAAAUCGUCAAUUGAAGAAACUUUUACGCAGCAACAGCGGUCCACGCAAAACUCACCGGUAAAGCAUCGUACUAAAAAACAAAUGAAAACUAGAAGUAUUAUCAGCGAUAUUUUUGAUGGGAAGCUUUUAAGCAGCGUACAAUGCUUAACCUGUGACAGGGUUUCGACAAGGGUCGAGACAUUCCAAGACUUAUCGCUGCCCAUUCCAAGUCGAGACCACAUCGACAUGCUGCACCAGGGUUCACUGACUCCUCAGAAAGCAGGUCCAUGUUCCGAUGUUGUAUAUGUCACUAAUCAGUCAGGAUGGCUUACAUGGCUUUUUCAGUGGAUGCGAUCCUGGUUUUGGGGUCCUGUGGUGAGCUUGCAUGAUUGUUUAUCAGCCUUUUUUAGUGCUGACGAGUUGAAGGGCGAUAAUAUGUACAGCUGUGAAAAAUGUAAUAAACUUCGCAAUGGUAUUAAAUUUUCUAAAGUCCUAGAACUGCCAGAAAUACUGUGCGUUCACCUGAAGAGGUUUCGUCAUGAAUUAAUGUUUAGUUCAAAGAUAGCAAACUAUGUAUCUUUUCCACUCGAGGGUUUAGAUAUGAGACCGUACUUGCAUAAAGAAUGUGUAUCAAAAGUGUCAACGUAUGAUCUAAUAUCCAUCAUUUGCCACCAUGGAACGGCAGGCGGUGGUCAUUACACGUGUUAUGCUCUUAAUCCAGAUGUAAAUCAAUGGUUUGAAUUCGAUGAUCAGUGCGUAACGCAAGUAUCACCAGAGACGGUUAAGAACUGCGAAGCUUACGUGCUCUUUUACAAAAAGUGGUCCCAAGAAAUGCUUCAACUACGCGAUAAAGCGGUAGAACUGAUGGAGAUAUCAUCCCGAGAACCAUCCGAUUUGAGUUUCUUUGUGUCACGACAAUGGAUAAAUCGCUUUAAUACUUUUUCGGAACCUGGGCCUAUUGACAAUAAGGACUUUCUAUGCCCGCAUGGUGGAGUUAAUCCUGUAAGAGCUCAGUUCGUAGACAAGAUCAGUAUGCCAAUCCCGCAGGUUGUGUGGGAGUAUCUCUAUAACACAUUCGGCGGAGGCCCGGCUUGCACACAUUUGUACGAGUGUCCUGUAUGUGAAGAAAAACACGAGUCUUUGCAGAAGAGGAUGCAGUAUGAAAUGGAAGUGUUUCUGCGAUUGAACUACAAUGCCGAUAAUCCGACAGCUAUUUAUGCUUUGGCAAUGGCAUGGCUACGACAGUGGCAGAGUUUUGUCAGGGGUAAAGAAACCCAACCCCCUGGACCAAUCGAUAACUCGUCGAUCGUUAUUAACAAAAACGGACAAAAUGUCUUAAAACCCGGUUCUGACUACGGGCAAAUACCUGAAGAGCUUUGGCAAUUUUUCCUCAGUACAUACGGCGGAGGGCCUGAGCUCAUGUUGCAUUCGUGCCAAAGGCCGACGUCCACUCAACCAAAUAUUUCUCUACAUUCCACUUCGAAUCCAAAUCUUAUCGAUCAGGUUCCUAAGUGUAAUCGAACAGAGGCUAAAUCCAACAAACUAACUUUAACGAAAAGUUUGGAAAGUAUUUCUCAACCAGACAGCGUUAUUGAGCGUAUACUUUCUGAUAACGACUCUCAAACGCAGAGGGAUAUUAGCGGGUAAUAAAGGACGUCCAUGACGCAUCCUUUACAUUCUAGGCAUUGAAUAAUUAAUAUAAAUGCUCGAAAGAAAUAAAGACACUUCCAUAGGGUGAAAUGAAUUAAGCGAGAGUCGAUAUUUGAAAUUUGACUUUUCUAUGUGUAAUCUUGUUACAGAUUUAUUAGUGGAUUAUUUAAAUCAAAAGUAUUUUAUCAGUGGGGAAGAAACGAAUGGUGCGAUAGAUGUAUAACUUGUAAUAUACGCGAGUAAAACAAUGCUGAAACAUUA